Molecule: messenger RNA, 4924 nt
Organism: Microtus ochrogaster (prairie vole)
Lineage: Eukaryota; Metazoa; Chordata; Mammalia; Rodentia; Cricetidae
Gene: Dgke
Product: diacylglycerol kinase epsilon
Exons: 11
Coding region: 359-2056 (565 amino acids)
Biological process (GO): phospholipase C-activating G protein-coupled receptor signaling pathway
Cellular component (GO): membrane
Molecular function (GO): ATP-dependent diacylglycerol kinase activity
Source: RefSeq, a predicted model, not a curated record
GUGCGGACUGCGCAGGUGCGCGCCAGAGGCGCGGCCUUCUCACCCCCACGCAGAUCUCGCUGCGUGAGGGUGGGAAGGCGAUCGCGGGCUUGACUGCAGGUAGAACCCGGGGCCGCGCGAGCCGGCGGAGGUCUCAGAGACCUCGCGAGAGGGGCGCGGGCGAGGCCCCGCGGGACGGCCGUUGCGAGCGCGGUGGCGGCGGGCCUGGCCUGUGCUGGACGGAGCCCGCGAGUGUGGGCCCGGGGGUGCCGAGGCCGCGCGCUGCGAAGGCGAGCCAGCCGCAACCCCCAUGCUGUGAGUCCUAAAGGCGAGCCCUCUGGACCUGGCCGCUCCCUAGGCCACGCCCCAGCCUGGGAAGAUGGAGGGGGACCGGCGGAGCAGUCCGCCCAGCCAGAGCCUGCUUCCCGAUGGCCACUUGGUCCUAUGGACGCUGUUCUCCGUGCUGCUGCCGGUGUUCAUCACCUUCUGGUGUAGCCUUCAGCGGUCGCGCCGGCAACUGCAUCGCAGGGACAUCUUCCGCAAGAGCAAGCACUGCUGGCGUGACACCGACCUGUUCAGCCACCCCACCUACUGCUGCGUGUGCGGGCAGCACAUCCUUCAGGGAGCCUUCUGCGACUGCUGCGGGCUCCGCGUGGACGAGGGCUGCCUCAAGAAGGCGGACAAGCGCUUCCCGUGCAAGGAGAUCAUGCUCAAGAACGACGGCCGGGCCACAGAUGCCAUGCCUCACCACUGGAUCCGCGGCAACGUGCCCCUGUGCUCUUACUGUGUCGUCUGCAAGCAGCAGUGCGGCAGCCAGCCUAAGCUCUGCGAUUACAGGUGCAUUUGGUGCCAGAAAACAGUCCAUGACGAGUGCAUGAAGAGCAGCUUAAAGAAUGAAAAGUGUGACUUUGGAGAAUUCAAAAAUCUAAUCAUCCCACCUGGUUAUUUGGCAUCCAUUAACCAGAUGCGUAAAGACAAAAGGACAGAUUAUGAAGCGCUGGCUUCUAAGUUUGGAAAGCAGUGGACCCCAUUAAUAAUCCUGGCCAACUCUCGCAGUGGAACUAACAUGGGAGAAGGGCUGUUGGGGGAGUUUAGGAUCCUGUUAAAUCCAGUCCAGGUGUUCGAUGUAACUAAAACGCCCCCGAUCAAGGCCCUGCAGCUGUGCACUCUUCUUCCUUAUCACUCAGUUCGUGUCCUUGUUUGCGGAGGGGACGGAACUGUGGGCUGGGUCCUCGAUGCAGUUGAUGAAAUGAAGAUUAAGGGACAAGAAAAGUACAUUCCACAGGUUGCGGUCUUACCUCUGGGAACAGGCAACGAUCUGUCCAAUACCCUGGGUUGGGGUACAGGCUAUGCUGGAGAAAUCCCGGUCGCACAGGUCUUAAGAAAUGUAAUGGAAGCAGAUGGAAUCAAGCUAGACCGAUGGAAAGUGCAAGUAACAAAUAAAGGAUACUACAAUUUAAGAAAACCCAAGGAGUUCACAAUGAACAACUACUUCUCUGUUGGACCUGAUGCCCUCAUGGCUCUCAAUUUUCACGCUCAUCGUGAGAAGGCACCGUCUCUGUUUUCCAGCAGAAUUCUUAACAAGGCUGUCUAUUUAUUCUAUGGAACUAAAGAUUGUUUAGUGCAAGAGUGUAAAGAUUUGAAUAAAAAAAUUGAGCUAGAACUGGAUGGUGAGCGAGUAGAACUGCCUAAUUUGGAAGGUAUUAUCGUCCUGAACAUUGGCUAUUGGGGCGGCGGCUGCAGACUGUGGGAAGGAAUGGGAGACGAGACUUACCCUCUAGCCAGGCAUGAUGAUGGUUUACUGGAAGUUGUUGGAGUGUAUGGGUCUUUCCACUGUGCUCAAAUCCAAGUGAAACUGGCAAAUCCUUUUCGAAUAGGACAAGCACACACAGUGCGGCUGAUUUUGAAGUGCUCAAUGAUGCCAAUGCAGGUGGAUGGGGAGCCUUGGGCCCAGGGACCCUGUACUGUCACCAUAACACACAAGACACAUGCUUUGAUGCUCUGCUUCUCUGGGGAGCAGUCGGAUGACGACAUCUCAAGUGCCUCGGAUCAAGAGGACGCAAAGAGAGCUGAGUAGGGUGAGCUGAAGCAGCAGCUGUCCAAACCAGAGACACGUGGUCGCCCACAGGAAGUGCUGUCAGCACUUGUCUUCAUUUCAUUCCUAGUGUAAUGGGUGUGAGCUUAUGUAGACAGCAUUUCCACAGCUAGACUUCAGUGUCACAAACACCUUCUCUUAGCAAGAACCUCUCAUCAUUUAUUACUAACUUUGGAAAAACACGCAAAGUUGCACGGAGAUGAACUGUUUUUCCUGACUGGGUGUUUUGAGACUGGCGCCCACUGCAGCAUGCACUGUCUUGAGUGACAGUUGAUAGACAGAGUGAGGAUGAGAAGACCAUUUCCCUCUUAGUUUUUGAUACGGUGACAACGUAACACUUUAAAAAUUAACUUGCUUUUUGAACUGCCGUGGUUAACGCUGGGCUUUCUCCUGCAGUGUGGUUCCUAAGAUUUCCCAGCCCCCAGCCAGAUGGACCUACAUCCUGAUUUCUGGGAGCCCCUGAGGAGAAAAGAGAAAGAGCAAAGACACUUUAAGCUUUCACAGCAUUUAUUUUCUAUCAUAGCUUUUAGGCCUCUGGGUGUUUAUUUAAUGACCAUAUUGAGCUGAAAUGCAAAAUUCUUUUUUUUUUUUUUUAAGUUGUUUUUGUUUGGGCAGUACUAGGGUUUGAACCUAGGUCCUCUGGAAGGAAGUGUAGACAGAUGCUCUACUACUGAACUGCACUCCCAGUCCCGUGUGUGUGUGUGUGUGUGUGUGUGUGUGUGUGUUGGGUGGAUGGGUCUAAAGUAAGAUUAAGAGCACUUUGGGUUGGGAGCUCUAUAAUUCACCAGCUUCUCUGUUGAUUAAAAGAUAGUGUUGACAGUGGGGAAAAAUACACAUAAGGGAAGCUUCUGAGUUAGAUUAAUUAUUCAAAAAAACAAUUCUAGGCUGACUGCCUUCGCAUCAAGUGAGCAGUCUUGUGUUGUGAAACACUGCAGGACUUCCACAGCAUCAGCCUUGGAGAAGGGAGCUCUGCUGAGAUGUUUAUAUCAUAUUUAUUUCAAAAUUAGAAAGAUAUAUAUUUUUAACUUAAUUUAUUAUUAUCCUUGUGGUAUGAUCCUUGUGGUUAGCAUUUACACUGUAUUGUACAGCUUUAGCUAGUGAAGUGGUCACGUAAGUCUGCUGGUCACAGUCACAUAGAACUCUCCUUUGGUUUCCAUGGCAUCAUACUCACUAUGCUCAUUUCUCAGACUUGAAAAGGGAAGGCACAUGAUGAAGACCUUGGGGUAACAAGCUUGGUUUCAUCGCACCUCCACCCUCUGUUGCCAAGGACUUACUGAAAGGCAGUUCCACAGCUCUCCAUUAGAGGGUGCUCUUCUGUUGUCAGUGGCCUGCCUCUGUAUUUGGUCACACCCAUUGGGCAUCUAACCCUGUGUAUUUCUGACAAAUGGCAUGUUUGCACUUGGUGGUCUUGCAUGAAUUAAUUUCUGAAAGACUAGAAUCUAUUCUCAGAACCACCAUUUAUCUCCCGUUUAAAUGGUUUGUUAUGAAUCUACAGUCAGUGAAUUGCCAUAAACUUCAGUCUGAGUCACCUCAGGCCUAGGCCAUGCGUUUGGAAGGCCAAUUUAGUAAUGUCUAUUAAUGCAUACAUCAUCUAAAGUGAAUUUUCACUGUGAAAUUAACCUCUUCCAGCUGAUGCCAAAUUCUCCCAUUGAAAGAUGCUCUACAGUCUCUCCCAGCUCCCUCAUGCACCUUCCCUGGAUAAUGAUAGCCGAGGGCAUGCGAGAGUUUGCAGCACUCCCUUGUGAACGGAUCCUGUUUGGAGUGCGAUGAACUUCAUCCUUAGAUUCAUGGUCAGGAUUGCUAAGAUGUCACCCUCUGAGGCACACUCUUACUUUUACCGUUCAUCUGUAGUGGAAACAAAUCGUUAAUUUGGAGCUAUCAAUCAGAAUCCUUCAGGUAACUCCAGAGAUGCCCUAGUUAGAGCAGGCGUGUGUCCCCUUCCCACAACACACUAUACUGAUUUUCUGAGGCCUUGCUCACCCGGAUCUCAUCUGCACCUUUCACAACACCGCACCACGAAAUGUACAGUAUUGUUCUACAGCUCACACUUUUAGCCGCUAGUUCACCCCAGCAUUCCAGAUAAAUGUAUAGGCAUGUGCCUUGUUUGAAUACAAUUUGUAAGACUUGGUGUUUGCAAGUUAUAUAUUAGGUAGUGGUAGCUUACAUUCCCAGGGUCUCUACUUCACACACUGGGUCACCACGAGAUCCUCUGUCCCAUUUAAAGUUGUCUCGAUAGCAACAUAACUUACAUGUUCUCAGGAAAAAUUAGAAACCAUCUAUCUUCACACCUCUUGUCUUUUUCUGCCCUGAUACAUUCCUAAUGCCCAUACACUUAAUGGCUUAAACACCAAAUACCUGGCAGCUCCUCUUGGUCCUUAGAUAGAUAGUUUCUAAUGCUUUAUUAUAUUAUAUUAUAUAUAUGUGUAUAUAUAUUAAGUCAGAGGCACUUCUGUCUCGAACAGAAAUUGCCCAACAGUGAGGUCACUAAAUAUAAAUGUUCUGAAUUUUCUGUAACUCUUCGCUGUGAACGUGUAAUGUAGCUGAUAUUUAUAAACAUUUUAUAGUGAAACUAUUUAUUUUAUUUUUUUAGAGUAUGAAAUCUGUAGUAGUUGCCUUUUGAACAUUUGUGUACCUGGUUGUAACAUAGACUGACUCAGAAAAGUUCUUAUCUUUGCUGUAAACUGGGUGCUUCUACCAGCAUGUCAAAAAGAGGCAUUUUCAUCUGUAAUAUAAAGUCAAAUAUUUCUAAUGUACACUGUGGGUUUUUUAAUUUGCCCUAGUUAGAAAACUUGAAAGAUUAUGUUAAUUUGCACAUCGAUGUGAACCUAAAUACAUAAUCUGACCAGAAAA